This is a messenger RNA of Bradysia coprophila, 720 nucleotides long. RefSeq names its product enhancer of rudimentary (gene e(r)). The record is from RefSeq and is a predicted model, not a curated record. NCBI's taxonomy places the organism in Eukaryota, Metazoa, Arthropoda, Insecta, Diptera, Sciaridae.
AUAACAGAUGUGAUUGUACCACAAAAUAAGAGGGGCAUUCAGUUCAUUUGCAAUACAAUAGCCUUUUUUUAUGUUUUGAUCCAUCGCAGGAGUGUCGAAAAACGUAAAUAAAGGCGCACACUGAAGUUACCAAAAGCUGAGGACAGUUUCCACUCACUUCACUGUUAACCAGAUCGAUCAUGUCGCACACAAUUCUCCUGGUCCAGCCGAGUGGACGGCCGGAAAGCCGCACAUACAGUGACUAUGAAAGUGUAAACGAAUGUAUGGAAGGAGUGUGUAAAAUCUACGAGGAACAUCUGAAGCGCAGAAAUCCAAACACACCGACAAUUACGUACGACAUCAGCCAGUUGUUUGACUUUGUCGAUUCGCUAACCGACCUCAGCUGUCUUGUCUAUCAAAAGUCAACGAAUACCUACGCUCCGUACAAUAAAGAAUGGAUUAAGGAAAAGAUUUAUGUUUUGUUGCGACAGGCAGCCGGUAAUACCGAAUAGACGUCAAGAAUCCGUAACGAAAAAUGAGAUGAAUUUUUAAAGUCCAAAUGAAGCGAUUAAUACGCGAACGCGAAAUGUUUGCUGAGAUUUUUUUUUUUUUUGACCAGACGUUGAAUGUGAAUUUUGAUUUAUUUUAAGUUAAGAACAAUUGUACGGCAGAUUCAGUCACAGCGAGGGUAUAUCAAAUAUCCUGUUCAAUAAAUAAAAUGAAUUUAUAACUACACCUUCA